Molecule: messenger RNA, 1884 nt
Organism: Colossoma macropomum (tambaqui)
Lineage: Eukaryota; Metazoa; Chordata; Actinopteri; Characiformes; Serrasalmidae
Gene: snip1
Product: Smad nuclear interacting protein
Exons: 4
Coding region: 134-1210 (358 amino acids)
Biological process (GO): miRNA processing
Cellular component (GO): nucleus
Molecular function (GO): mRNA binding; protein binding
Source: RefSeq, a predicted model, not a curated record
UCGUGAACGUACACGGACCAAGAAGAGGCGGACAUGGAAGGGUUUUUUCAGAAUGUUCGUCUUUAGUGGGAGUUCUUUCACUUUAUGACGAAACUGAUCGCAGUUCGAAGGUGACCGUCAGUCAGGGUUCGAGAUGGACGCCAAGAAACGAGACAGAAGGUCUCCGGGUCGCGACAGCAGGAUCAAAGUUAAGGAGGAGAAAGUUAGUCCGGCGAGGCCUCAGAGAGCUGAGAGAGCGCGCCGCUCCAGCAGCUCACACUCCGACAGCAGCAGCAGCCCGAGGAGACACGAGCAGCGAGGAAAACACAGAUCGCCAGAAAGAAAGGACCGGUCAUCAGGACGGCAGCGGGAUAGGGAAAGGGACAGGUCCCCCCGAGGCUGGCGGAGUCGAAGUCCACAUCGCAGCACUGAUGUUCGGAUAAAGCGGGAAAAAGAUGAUCAUCGUGAAAGAGGAAACAGGCCAGAUGAGCGGCGGGUGAAGAGGGAAGACGACCGUGAAAGAGGGCAGGAGCGACGAAGAGAGAGGUCCCGCGAGCGGGACGCACGUCUACACCAGCAACAGCAAGAUGAAAGGGAACAACACAAUGAGCGUCGACGAGAAAACCGCCUUAGGCAGGAGGCAGACAGUGCAAACGAGACGCACGUUUUUGGUGGUGAACAGGGAGAAAAUUCUGCCCCCACUGCUGAGAAAGAGAAACCCAACUUUGAACUCUCAGGUGCUCUUGUUGAAGACACAAACACAUAUCGAGGGGUAGUUAUUAAGUACAAUGAGCCUCCUGAGGCUCGGAUCCCUAAGAGGAGGUGGCGACUGUACCCCUUCAAGAAUGAUGAGCCACUUGCAGUCAUGUACAUCCAUCGACAGAGUGCUUAUCUCCUUGGAAGACAAAGGAAGAUUGCUGACAUACCUAUUGACCACCCCUCCUGUUCCAAACAGCAUGCUGUGUUUCAGUACAGGUUGGUGGAGUACACACGAGCAGAUGGUACCGUGGGCAGGAGAGUGAAACCCUACAUUAUUGACCUUGGUUCAGGGAACGGAACUUACCUGAACAAUCAGCGCAUAGAACCACAGCGUUACUACGAGCUCAAGGAGAAGGACGUGCUGAAAUUCGGUUUCAGCAGCCGGGAGUAUGUCCUCCUGCAUGAGUUUUCUGACACAGCUGAGGUUGACGCUAAGAAGGAAGAGGACGAUGACGAAGGCCUUGAUGAGUAGUUGCCUCUCAGUGUUCACCAAAGUACUUUUAUUGUAUUUAGGCUCUUUAAAAGUUCUGACUACACAAUCAGGAUGGCUGUUAUUGACCCAGAUGUUAAUGUGUUUUUUUUGUUGUUUUUUUUCAUUUAUUAAUGGUUUAGACAUGACCGUUAUGUUGUAGACAAGGUUUAUUAAGAAAUACACUGAUAGGCUUCAGCCUGACUACUUUCUGUGUAUAACUCUUAUUCUCAGGUGGACAGCAUAAGCAUUAUAUCAGACAGCUUUGCAUUGUCUGGCACUGCCCAAUGUAGUCCUUUCAAACCAAGUGCUCAGUGCCAGAGCAAAUGACUUAAAUAACAUAUAUAUUUUGGAUAAUUCAUUAUGUUGAUAAAGUGUAACAUCCAGAUUUUUUUCACUGUAAAUAUACUGGAUGUAGUCGAUGUGGGUGGUGUUUCACUUACAUGUCACUUUCUAAGUUUGAAUGAUUGAAGAGCUGUUUCUAGUUUGUAGACAUUUUUAUUUUAAUAUCGCAUAGCAGUGAAAUGUCUUCAUGUCUUUAUUGCCCUAUAAAAUUAAAAAACAGUUUAAGACUGUAUUCUGGUCCACAGGUAAUGACAUUCUUGUUUGAAAAUGUUGGGUUGCAGAUCGGCGUCUUGUUUGCAUUUUAGAUGUUUUGUACUGUAAAAUAAAAACAA